Girardinichthys multiradiatus is the source of this 3616-nucleotide messenger RNA. It is a transcript of the gene wdhd1, whose product is annotated as WD repeat and HMG-box DNA binding protein 1. The transcript is spliced from 26 exons. The record is from RefSeq and is a predicted model, not a curated record. Gene Ontology annotation, biological process: mitotic cell cycle; DNA-templated DNA replication; DNA repair. The coding region runs from base 91 to 3456 and encodes 1121 amino acids. Gene Ontology annotation, cellular component: nuclear replication fork. Lineage: Eukaryota; Metazoa; Chordata; Actinopteri; Cyprinodontiformes; Goodeidae. Gene Ontology annotation, molecular function: chromatin binding; protein binding.
CAUUACGUAGCUGGCGGGAGUUGUGACGCAAGGUUUCCUUGGUUUUAACUCAGCGCGGGAGUUCCAUCGGAGGAAGUCUGGUUGGUUAAAAUGCCCUGCGAAAGGAAGCCGAUGCGCUACGGCCACUCGGAGGGACACACCGAGGUCUGCUUCGAUGACUCUGGGAGGUAUAUCGUAACAUGUGGGAAUGACGGGGAUGUUCGGAUUUGGGAAAGCCUGGAUGACGAUGAUCCAAAGUUCAUCACUGUCGGAGAAAAGGCUUACUCCCUCGCACUGAAGAAAGGCAAGUUGGUGACGGCGAGCUCCAACAACACAGUGCAGAUCCACACGUUUCCCGACGGAGAUCCGGACGGCAUCCUGACGCGGUUCACCACCAACGCCACCCAUGUCGCUUUCAACAGCAGCGGCUCCAGAGUCGCUGCCGGAUCCAGUGACUUCAUGGUGAAGGUGGUGGAAGUGUCAGACAGCAGUCAGCAGAAAACACUGCGGGGUCACGAAGCGCCCGUCCUCAGUGUCUCCUUUGACCCUCAGGAUCAGUACUUGGCCUCUGCCAGCUGUGACGGCUCGGUCGUCGUGUGGAACAUCGAGGAGCAGACUCAGGUGAUCAGCUGGCCCCUACUGCAGAAGACAAACGACGUCAGCAACGCCAGGUCUCUGUGUCGGUUAGCCUUUCAGCCUGCAGCAGGCGAGUUUUUAGCUGUUCCUGUUGAGACCAGAGUGCACCUGUAUGAGCGGGGUUCCUGGGACCAUGUCGGCACGCUGUCCGAUGAUCUGCUCACACAGCCCAUCAACGUGGUGGCCUGGUCCAUGUGCAGCCGCUUCCUUGCAGCUGGCAGCGUAGGAGGUUUUCUCACAGUCUGGGACGUGAACAGCAAGCUGUGUGUGGAAAGGCAGAAGCAUGAGAAAGGAUUCACGGUGUGCAGUUUGGCCUGGCAUCCAUCAGGGAGUCAGAUUGCCUACACAGACACAGAGGGCUGCCUGGGCCUGUUGGACAGACUCGGCACCUCCACUGCGGUCACCAGCUCCACUAAGGCACCAGCAAAGAAACCUGCUGAAGACUACGAUGACCUGUUUGAUGAGGAUGAUGACAGACUGAUGGAUGAAGGACUCCGUGAUGCCAAUUCACCAGAAAAGAAGCCUGCUGUUGGAGAGGACGAAGAUGAGGACGACAUCAUGAUUCCGUCCACAGGGCGAGUCAGGAACCGGGGGGCGAUCCUGGAUGAUGAGAACUCCCUGGACACCGGAUCCCUUCAACUCGGUCAAGACAAGUUUGGGGACGAUGAUGAUGGCAGCUCUGUGGCCCCUGCAGCAGCUCCUCUAGUGCCCCUGCGUCCCUUCUAUGAAGGCCCCAUGCCAACCCCUCCCCAGAAGGCCUUUCAGCCCGGCUCCACACCAGCUCACCUCACUCACCGCUUCAUGAUGUGGAACUCUGUGGGGAUAGUGCGAGGCUACAAUGAUGAACAGGACAACGCCAUCGACGUGGAGUUUCAUGACACUGCUGUCCACCACGCCAUGCAUCUCACCAACUCUCUGGGUCACACCAUGGCUGAUCUCUCCCAAGAGGCCGUGCUGCUGGCCUGCCCCAGCACUGAAGAGCUAGCGAGUAAGCUGCAGUGCCUCCACUUCUCCUCCUGGGACACCAAUAAGGAAUGGAUGGUGGACCUGCCGAAGGGCGAGGACGUGAAGGCGCUGUGUCUGGGUCGGGGCUGGGCGGCCGUCGCCACCAGCUCGCUGCUGCUCCGGCUGUUUUCCAUCGGAGGCGUCCAGAGAGAGAUCUUCAGCGUGUCGGGGCCGGUAGUGUGCAUGGCCGGGCACGGAGAGCAGCUGCUCGUGGUUUACCAUCGCGCAAUGGGGUUUGAUGGAGAACAGGCUCUCGGUGUUCAGCUGCUACAGUUGGGUCUCAAAAAGAGGCAGCUCAUCAACGGCGAACCGCUCCCCCUCUCUCCUAAAUCCUUGCUGUCCUGGCUCGGAUUUACCGCCGAAGGCACGCCGUGCUAUGUGGACUCAGACGGGCUGGUGCGGAUGCUGAACCGCUCGCUGGGCAACACGUGGACACCAGUUUGUAACACCAGGGAGACCUGUAAGAGCAAAUCAGAUCACUACUGGGUGGUCGGUGUGCAUGAGAAUCCCCAGCAGCUCAGGUGUAUUCCCAGCAAAGGCUCCCGGUAUCCUCCCACUCUGCCACGGCCGGCUGUCGCCAUCCUUCCCUUUAAGCUGCCGCUGUGUCAGACCAGCACAGAAAAGGGACAAAUGGAGGAACAGUACUGGCGUUCAGUCCUCUUCCACAAUCAUUACAACUUCCUGUCCACCAGCGGUUACGAGAUCGACGAGUCUGCGCAGACGCAGUCAGAGAAGGAGCAGCAGGAGCUUCUCAUGAAGAUGUUUGCACUGUCCUGUAAACUGGAGCGGGAGUUUCGCUGCGUGGAGCUGGCGGAGCUGAUGACUCAGAAUGUGGUGACCUUGGCCAUCCGAUACGCAUCCCGAUCCAGACGGAUGAACCUCGCGCAGCGGCUCAGCGAAAUCGCGCUGGAUAAGUCGAACCAGCUGCAGGAGGAGGAGCCAGAGGUCUCAGAAGAGGAGACAGAGUACUCCAGCACCAGGCGGACAUCUGGGUAUAGGCAGACUGAACCCGCAGACGAUCCUUAUGGUAGCAGGGAGAACCAAGAGGACGACGAAGAGCUCGGAGAGGAAGAGGAUGGAGGGAAGAUGGAGACGGAGGAGAGAAUGGAGACCAAAAAACGUCCAAAUCCUUUUGCUAAAGAAGCAGGUUCACCUGUGAAGCCUUCACUGAUGCCAAUUGGUAAAGCAGGAAGAUCAAACCCCUUCAAGGUUGCUGGUUCUGGCAAGUCGACGCCUUCGCCUGGACAUUCUCGAGUCACAAACAUCCUGGACAACAUGACGUCCAGCAAAAAGCUGGCUCCGCUCAGCGGAUCUUCUGGGAAAUCAAACAAAAGUCCCAUCCUCAAGCCACUGGCACCCAGAGCCAAAACGAAGGCUCAAUCCACUCUGCUGCAGAUCUCCGGCAACAAAAUGGCUAACAAGAAGACUCCAGAGGCCGAAGAGCCGGUUCCAGAUCCUCAGAUGCAGCCUGACGCUGCGGCGCCAGAACCACCUACAGAGAACACGGAAAAUAAGAGGCCAAGGACGGGCUUCCAGCUGUGGCUGGACGAGAACAGGAAGAUGAUCAUUGGCGAUAAUCCAGACUUGGACGAGACCGACGUCAUUAAAGAGGCGAUGGGACGUUUCAGAACGCUGUCGGCAGAGGAGAGACUGGCGUGGACCGAAAGAGCAAAAGGACAAACCGGAGAUGCUGCCGACGUGAGAAAAAGGAAGAGGGCAGAAGGAGGUGGAGGUGCUGAAAAGGAAACCGUGGAAUGUGAUGAAAACGACACCAAGAAGAAAAAGUCCCUGGAUCCCUCCUUCAAGCUGUCGGCAUUUGCAUUUAACAAAAACUGAAUGUUUGUUGUUGAAACGUGCAGAAGUCAUAAACAGUCUGUGAUGUUUUGAGACAUAUGAUGGGCUUUCAGGUUUGUUUUUUUAUGUUUCAUUUGUAAAAACAAAAACAACAAAAAAACACUUAACUGUAUUUUAUCAAUUUAAUAAAUAUUAAAAUUCA